This is a messenger RNA of Triticum urartu, 1600 nucleotides long. RefSeq lists its product as uncharacterized. NCBI's taxonomy places the organism in Eukaryota, Viridiplantae, Streptophyta, Magnoliopsida, Poales, Poaceae. The record is from RefSeq and is a predicted model, not a curated record.
UCCCCCUCUCGUCCCACAGCCGCCACCCCCAACCCUCUCGAUCCCCCACCACCCAGCCGCUGCCAGUGCCGUCCUCCGUCCUCUCCCCCAACCCCGGCCGCCGGCAACCCCUCCCCUCCCCUUCUCUCCCAAGGCCGCGGUCGGAUCCGCGCUCCCUCCUCGCUCAUGACCUAGACCUAGCCGCAUGGCAUGGCCAUGGACAUGGCGGCGGCCAGAUCCACCCCCUCCCCUGCUCCGUUCCCUCGACGCCCAGCGGCCAGAUCCACCACCUCCCCUGCUCCCUUCCCUCUCUCCCAGAUCCAUACGCAGCCGCCGCCAUCCCAUCCCCUUCCCUUCCCUCACCUCACAAUCUCCCUCUCCCCGACCCAUACCUCCCUCUCUCUGCCAUCCCAACCCCUACCCCACCGCCGGCCUCCCCCAUCCCCACCGCCGACGACCUCCUCAUCUCCCCCAACCUUAGCCCCGCCGCCGCGUCCCUCCUCCUCCUCUCCCACCGCGCACAGAUCGGCGAGGCACCACAUCUGGUGGCUGACGUCUCCGCCUCCGCCGGCCAGGUGCUCGUCAAGCGGCUCCAGGAGUCUCCGCCUUCGCCGGCGCCGCCGGGCGCCCCCCGCCGUGGCGGCGUUGGUCCGGCAGGUGAUGGCAUCGGCAGAGCUCGGGGCCAAGAUGGGGCGGCAGCUGGUGGAGGCGGUGGGCCUGCCCCGCACCGUGAUGGCCUGCGGCGACGUCAUCUACCGCAGCACGCUGCCCCGCCAGGACGGCCAGCCCGACCUCCUCCAGUCCGGCUCCAGCACCUUCGAGAUUCUUGAGACUGCAUUCAAGAAGGAGAAUGUCAGCCUAGUUAUGAGGGAGCAGUAUGUUGAGAAGAAGAGAAAGCCGAGAAGGACUCCAACAAGCCCAAGUGCCCCUGAGUGCUUUCUUAGUCUUCAUGGACAACUUCCAGAAGGACUCCAACAUCAAGCAGGUCUCCAUGGUUGGCAAGGCCGGUGGUGAGAAGUGGAAGUAUCUUGAGUGACGCUAAGGAGAAGUCUCCCGAUGUUGCCAAGGAUGAGAUGCUCAAGGCCGAGUACACCAAGAAGGUCAAUGCUUACAACUACCCAUAUGUAUAACAUUCAUGCCAAACACCUCCAUCAGAAUCAUAGCCCCGUGAGAUUAACACAACAUUGUGGUACUGAUCCACGCUCUUUCGAGCCUAUCCCUGUUUCAGGCAGGAGAGGCAUCGAGCAAAUCUGACAAGUCCAAGUCUGAGGUGAGCGACAAGGACGACGACAACGAGGGUGACUAGUGAUGCGGCACACCAAGCAACAGUGGGGGAAGGGGUUCUCUAGAAUGUCGCCGUUGCCGCUUAUUGCUGAAGUCACCAAUUUAUGAUUGAUGGUCGCUGUUAGUUUAGCUCCUUGGUAGUCCCUCUUUCAAGCAGCUGCAGUUGGUAGAAAUGGUAGCUACCGUGUCCCAUGUAGUUCAUGUUCUCAGACUGCCCUUUGUUGCUUCAAUUUGAUGUUAAUUUAGUCUCUGUUGAAUGUACCUACUGUGUGCUCGUGGCUGUUUCAAAAGUCCUUUCAUGUUGAAAGAAAUAAAAUGCUCUCGCUACUUGUUCGAA